This is a messenger RNA of Closterium sp. NIES-65, 1035 nucleotides long. NCBI's taxonomy places the organism in Eukaryota, Viridiplantae, Streptophyta, Zygnematophyceae, Desmidiales, Closteriaceae. The record is from the annotation of a GenBank genome assembly.
AUGGCAUGUCCUGAUGGAGGUGCUACUGGAGCUGGUGCUGCUGGAGCUGCUGGAGCUGGAGCUGCUGGAGCUGGAGCUGCUGGGGGUGUUGGCGCUGGUGGUUCUGCUUGCGCUGGUGCUUCUGAGGGUGCUGGAUUUGGCACUGGUGCUUCUGAGGGUGCUGACGUUGGCGCUGUUGGAGCUGGAGAUGCUGCUGGUGCUGGUGCUGGUGCUGCCGCUGGGGGUACUGGUGCUGUCCCUGCUGGUUCUGGAGGCGCUGCGCGGCCGAGGCCGUACUUCGUUCCACUCCUUGAGCAGGUUCUUGGUCUCCCGCCCUCUACUGGCCCUGCUCCUCCCUUAGCGUGUCCACAGGCUGUCCAGUCACGGACACAAUUACACCCUGCCUCCCCGCUGCCUGCUCCUUCUCCCUACACAGUUCCUACUGGAGGUCUUGCUGAGCGUCGUGAGCCUGCGUCUCGUCCUGCGUCGCCUGCUCGUGCUGCUCGCGCUAGUGGUCGUGCUCCGCGUCCGCGUCCUCCUGCGGUCCCCGGCACACACCAGAUGGCACUGCGUCCUUCCACUGCUCCUCUACGUGUCCUGUUGCCGUCUCCUCCAGAGUCCUCUCUUCCUACUCUUGCUGACCCUGAGUCAGACUCUCUUCGUGCUGCCAGUCUUACUGUCACGCGUCUCCUGGCUACCGUCGUCACUAACCCUUCUUUUGAGUCCACUGCUGCGUGUGCCUUAGUUGUUGAGCUUGUCGACUUUGCUGCUCGCUGUCAUCUAGACUACGCUGCUAGUAUUAUUGCUGAGACUGUGUCUGUCUGUCCUCCGUCCGUCGGGGGUGAGCGUGCUCUUAGCACGGACGUCCUUGAGGACAGACAAGAGGAGUUCCAGUGUUUUGCUGCUGCUUUGCCUCAUCUUGUGUCCACGCUGAUUGCCCCUGAGGGAGACCCGGAUGCACCAGAAAUCCCGACUCCUCGAUCGUAUGCUGAGGCGAUCGAGGGUCCCUACUCCUCACAGUGGCAGUCAGCCAUGGUGGCAGAGAUGGCUUCCUAG